This is a messenger RNA of Acanthaster planci (crown-of-thorns starfish), 2722 nucleotides long. It is a transcript of the gene pdss2, whose product is annotated as decaprenyl diphosphate synthase subunit 2. Lineage: Eukaryota; Metazoa; Echinodermata; Asteroidea; Valvatida; Acanthasteridae. Gene Ontology annotation, biological process: ubiquinone biosynthetic process; isoprenoid biosynthetic process. The record is from RefSeq and is a predicted model, not a curated record. Gene Ontology annotation, cellular component: mitochondrion; transferase complex. Gene Ontology annotation, molecular function: prenyltransferase activity.
GGCCUUAAUAGGAUGGUCGUAUCGUGGUAUAGAUAUGGCAGCAUGGCGUGAACGUGAUAAUGACAUCGGCGCGAAUUACACAUGACACAGGCCUGUUCUCCAGAUCAUGGAUCAACGUGAAUAGAGGAUUAUCAAGUCCAAUAUUUUUUGUUGCCGGCUCCCAUUUCCAGCUGAUUGGCUGCAGGAAGGAAUCACCAACUACCUCCAGACAGCACAUUGUCCUGACCAGUCCAUGAUCAUCUGGUUUUUGCUUACGAUCUCAUGAAUAUCAUGGCAUCCUGUCGAGACACUGUAAUGAGGAGAUUACUGUGUUUUCUUCAUCAAGGCAAUCACAGACAUUUAAAACCGAAUGUUGUGUCACUUAAAAAUGCAACUUUGCUCUUCCAACGAACUGGCUUUAACAGGCUGACUGUUAGACCACUCCAGACUGGAAUACGGGCAGGCACAUUUUCACAUCUCCAAAGAAAAAGUGGAUCGCUAAAAUCCACAAGGCCCAUAUCUGCGUCUCUAGAACCCGCCUAUGCAUGUUCUUGGAUAUCAACAUCAUCUGCAGAGCAGCAACAGAUUUUCAAAAGGAGAUUAGAUCAGGUUUGUGGCAAUCAAAUGCUAUGCAAUGGCUUUCUGGCUGGCUCUCAUUUUGUAACUAACAAGAGAUGCCUUGGUGUUAGUGCUCUGAUGACAAACACUUACAACUGCAGAACUCAAGGUGGUGCUUCAGGCAGUCGGCCGAGCUGUGUCCUCCAAUUACAGGUUCCACAAGUUGCGGCUAGUGCCCCGUCUCGUGGCCUGAGCCUGUUUGGUUUUUCAGAUCAAUCUGCGUGGGCCCGUGCUAUUGCCGAGGCAGAGAAGAUAGUCGGGUACCCUACCUCCUUCCUCAGCCUGCGCUGUCUGUUGAGUGACGAAUUGUCAAAUGUUGCCAUGCAAGUACGCAAACUUGUCGGCACUAAACACCCUUUGGUGAAAACAGCAAGGAACUUGGUCUAUGAUGGCAAGCACAAUAUCCAAACACGAGGCUUGAUAAUUUUACUGAUCUCCAAAGCUGCUUGGCCUUCCCCACAGAGCAGAAACAGACAGGGUAUGGUUCGAGGCAUUUAUCCAAGUCAAAGGACACUUGCAGAAAUUGCAGAGAUGAUCCACACGGCAUUCUUAGUUCACAAAGGCGUGGUCAACAUCCAGGACCUCCUCCCUUCCGAUGGCCCCCGUAGGGUCAUGGAGUUCGGCAACAAGAUCUCAGUGCUGAGCGGAGACUUCUUACUAGCCAGUGCCUGCCUGGGACUGGCUCAGCUACGAAAUACCUACGUGGUGGACCUCAUCUCCCAAGCCAUCUCUGACCUGUCAGAGGCUGCCUUCACUAUCUUCUCGGAAGAGGAGCCAGGAGCCAAGGAGUGGGGUCAGGUGCCCCUUUCUAACCUGGGCAUGGCCGACUGGGCCCAGUAUGUGUUCCUGUCUUCAGGUAGUCUCAUCGCUAAGAGCUGCCGGGCAGCACUGAAUUUAGCAGGGCAUGAAGAGGAGAUGCAGGCAUGUGUUUCAGAGUUUGGCAGAAACAUUGCCCUCGCUCAGCAGCUCCAUCACGAGCUGCUGUUAUUUACAACGUCCAACAGCAGCCCAACAUCAUUUAGUCUGACAUCUGCCCCUGUUCUGUUGCACCUUGAAGGCAGCGGGAGUCAAGACAGACUCAGAAACCAGACUAAAUUUGACAUGAAAAAGCUUCAUCGGGAAGUCUGUUCGGGAUCAGCGAUUGCAAAGUCUCAGGAACUCUGUCUGGGCUACGCAGAGUCUGCCCGCCUUGCAAUCAGUGGAUUUCCUCAAUCUGAGGCUAAGGAUGCCUUGUUGAAAAUGGUGAAGGCUGUGUCAGGAUAAUGGGAUUAGAUUGGGACAAUUCGCACUUCCCACAAGGUCUUUCCUUCUCUGAAGGACUAUUUGAUGGAAUACUGUAAUUACUGGUGAACAAGGAUGUUGGAACUUGUGUGUGUAGACGGGGAGACAGUGAUGUGGAAAUUUGGCAAGGCAAAUGCUUGGUGCUACCUCGAGUCUUAAAUUCCCUUAACCCUAACAAUCCUCGAAUCCUCUGAAUGAAAAUAGCCAAAAGGGCGGGUGAUUGCGAAGGAUGCACUGGGCCAAGGUUGUGGGUGAUCAUGCACACAUAAAUUUAGAUCUAGAUUACAUAGAAAUCAUCCACACUGCUCCGAGAUACCAUUGCCUGCCUCAACACAAUGAAAGGAAUUGCCAGAGGAUUUUGAAGGAUUGAGGAAAGCACCAAGCCGAGGGGGUUAGGGUUAAACGAAGACAGUAUCUACCUCGACACUUUACCAAUCGACAACCAAAUUCCAAACAUUUCCGACCCUUUCCCAAUGCACGAAUAUGCAUCACUUUUGAACCAGCACUUCCCAGUUUGGCAUUGAUUGCGGCUGGCCGGGUCCUCAAAAUGUCACGAAAAGUUGUAUUCCCCCCCCCCCCAGAAAUUUUUCACAGAAAAUUUGUAAGAAAUGAUUUUUGUAGUUGUGUAUAUUUGAAAUGCUUUGGUUUCUUUCCAUUUAGAGUUUAUCUAGGAUAUGUUUCCAUUUUACACAAGACAGAAACUGUUUGACAUCCAAAGAUCCAAUGACAAAUUUCAUAAAGUAAUAUGUAUACAUAGAAGUAAAAUCAGUAUGAAAUCUACUUCAGACAUCGUAAGCUUCAAAUUUGUGUGAAUUGGCGAUUAAAUUUACAUGUCACCUUAUAA